Molecule: messenger RNA, 636 nt
Organism: Melopsittacus undulatus (budgerigar)
Lineage: Eukaryota; Metazoa; Chordata; Aves; Psittaciformes; Psittaculidae
Product: hydrocephalus-inducing protein homolog
Exons: 5
Coding region: 1-636 (211 amino acids)
Biological process (GO): axonemal central apparatus assembly; cilium movement
Cellular component (GO): axoneme
Source: RefSeq, a predicted model, not a curated record
AUGAGGCCCAAGGAAGGCAUAAAAAUGAAGGUUGACGUUGUGGAUCCACCAGGAAAGGUGGUGAAGCUGGGAAACGUCUGCAUUGGACAGACGGUGAAGAAGAUGGUCACCGUAGCCAACAAGAGUGCAGCCCCUCUCACCUUUAAGCUGAGGGUCACGUCCACCGUGCCAGAGUUGCAGGAAGCUGGGGUUCUGUGCUUGAAGCCCAGCAAGGAUCUAAAGCUGAAGGGCAGAGGAGACACCUGCAAAGUGGAGGUGACCUUCUCCCCGAAGCGCCGCAUGCAGCCGUUCAGCGGGGAAGUGCUGCUGGAGUGCCGCGGGCUGGUGCGCUCCCUCUGUGUGGUGCGGGGCUCCUGCCAGGGCAGCCUCGUGAGCCUGGACCAGGACCAGCUCAGCUUUGGAGCCGUGGUGCAGCAGAGCUACACGUGCCGGCGCGUCGUCAUGCGGAACGCGGGCGACACGAGAGUCAGGUUUAUGUGGACGUGGAGAGCUUCAAGCCAGACUUUUCCAUCAGCCCCACAAAGGCUGAGCCAGGCUGUCCAGUACGAGGGGCUGCGGUGCUUCAUCCAGGGCAGUGAGGCGCUGCGGCUUACGCUGGCAGGAUCCUGCGUGGAGGCCCCUGGCCCAAAGAGGUAA